CAAGCCUGUACAAAAGCAGGUGAGUCACGGAGCUGUUGACCAGCACUAAGCUGCCCCCAUCUCUUCCCUGGUGGUCACUGCCAUGGCCUGGCUAGUGGUGCCAAGCAUACUACUGUGCAUGCUGGGUGCUGGAUUAGGCACCUCAGAUUUGGAGGACCUUCUGCCUCUUGCUCCCCACAACUGCCCCAAUAAAUGCAUCUGUGCUGCCGAUGUGCUGAGCUGCGCGGGCCAUGGAUUACAGGACGUGCCGGUAGCAUUACCUGCCACUGCUGCAGAACUCGACUUGAGCCACAAUGCACUCAAACGCCUGUACCCUGGCUGGUUAGCACCCCUCUCCCGGCUGCGUGUCCUGUACCUAGGCUACAAUAAAUUGGAUAUGCUGGGCCACGGUGUCUUCACCAAUGCCAGUGGCCUGAGGAUACUGGAUCUAUCAUCUAAUAUGUUGAAGAUACUCCACACCCAUGACCUGGAUGGACUGGGGAGGCUGGAGAGAUUGCUUCUCUUCAAUAACCGCCUGGUACACUUGGACCUGGAUGCCUUCCAGGGUUUGAACAUGCUCAGCCACCUCUAUCUUGGCUGCAAUGAACUCACCUCUUUUUCUUUCAACCACUUGCACGGUCUGGGGACAACCCACCUGCGCACUCUAGACCUGUCCUCCAACUGGCUGAGACACGUCUCCAUCUCCAGGCUGGCCGCACUGCCGGCUUUCCUCAAGAAUGGACUCUACUUGCACAACAACCCACUGCCCUGUAACUGCCGCCUCUACCACCUGCUCCAGCGCUGGCACCAGCGGGGCCUAAGUGCCCUGCGUGAUUUUGCACGUGAGUACACAUGCUUGGUCUUCCAGGUUUCCGCAUCCCGAGUGCGCUUCUUUGAGCACAGCCGGGUGUUUGAGAACUGCUCGGCUGCUGCAGCUCUAGACUUAGAACUCCCUGAAGAACAGCUGGACACGCAAGUGGGGCAGUCCCUGAGGCUCUACUGCAACACCAGCAUGCCUGCUGCACGAGUAGCCUGGGUUUCACCAAAAAAUGAGCUGCUUGUUGCACCAGGCUCUCAGGAUGGCAGCAUUGCUGUGUUGGCUGAUGGCAGCUUAGCGAUACACAGGGUACAAGAGCAGCACGCAGGCAUCUUUGUGUGCCUGGCAACUGGGCCCCGCCUGCACCACAACCAGACACUUGAGUUCAAUGUGAGCGUGCAUAAACCUCGGCCUGAGCCGGAGACUUUCAAUACAGGCUUCACCACACUGCUGGGCUGUAUCGUGGGCCUGGGGCUGGUGCUGCUCUACUUGUUUGCACCACCGUGUCGUGACUGCUGUCACUGCUGCCGGCGAGCCUGCCGUAACCGCUGCUGGCCCCGAGCACCCAGUCCACUCCAGGAGCUGAGUGCACAGUCCUCAGUGCUCAGCACUACGCCACCAGAUGCACCCAGCCGCAAGGCCAGUGUCCACAAGCAUGUGGUCUUCCUGGAGCCGGGCAAGAAAGGUCUCAAUGGCCGUGUGCAGCUAGCAGUAGCUGAAGACUUCGGUCUGUGCGAUCCCAUGGAGUUGCAACUCAAGGCUGGUUCAGAGUCAGCCAGUUCCACAGGCUCAGACGGUCUCAUGAUGACCUAGACUGCCUGGGUGUCCCCACACAGGACAUAGCCCUCCUGCUGCUUGCCCUGUCUGCUGCUGCAGUCUAGAAAACUGACAUGCUGGGGGGAUGCACUGUGCCUGGUCCUUCAACUGCAUGUGAGCCUUGACCUGGACCAUAAUCAUUCUACUCACUGGUAAAGAGAUUGAUGCUCCCCAACUUGCCUCCUGCUCUGCCUAGCUCAGGAUAAGGCCUCAGACUACAAGAGCCUGCUUUCUCUAGUCCUUUUUGAGUAACCAAAUGUCCCAUGAAGAUUAGGGACCAAGACCAUCUGGUAAGAGCCCUUGCAUUAAAACUCUGGGACCAGUUCAAGAGUUAAUGCAGAUGUUAGGGUGUGGUACAGAAGUCAAGCAUACCACCUCCCCUUCUCUGCCAGAGAGCUCACCAAGGAGGGAGAAGGCGGCUCAGAAGAUCCAACUCCCACUCUUAGGAUGGAAGGAAUAAAUGAGCCCUUCCUCUGUUGAAAGAGGGCCCUGUCUACAACUACUACCCCCCAGCCUCCGGAAAGCUUAUGACUCCUGUGGAGUCUGGUGGGCAUGCGUGGCUCCUCCAGGACACUCCUGCAAGAGCAGCCCUGCUGUCUUCAGCUAGAGGUGGAGCCAAUCCAUGGGUUCCUAACCCAGCAGAAAAAGCCUGCGACUAUGACUGACCUGGAAUUCAUGUCCCUGGAGGGUACGAGGCCUCUUAGGACUGGCGCUCAUCUCAGCCUAAUGGCUGAAGCAGUAUCCUGAACUCACAGCCUCUACCACUCCUAUGGGCGGAUGGGGAAGAGGGUCGGAGCCCCUCCCAGGAUGAGCUGGUGGCUUUCUCUGUCCUAGAUGCCUACUAAGGCAUUUUGUAAUAAAGGUGGUACAUGGUCACUGCUGGGUCUUCCCAGAUGGGUAGCUCUGUGUGCCCGGGUAGCCCUCACCACCUAUCCUUUGCCUCAGUGUCCCAAACUAGAUUCUGAGGUUCAUUUUGAGAUAAGCGUGUACAACGAGGCCCUGCUCAAAGGGCACACCCAGUUCCCAUGGGGGCCAACAG
Messenger RNA from Chionomys nivalis (European snow vole), 2651 nucleotides. RefSeq names its product adhesion molecule with Ig like domain 3 (gene Amigo3). Bases 83 to 1609 code for a protein of 508 amino acids. The transcript has a single exon. NCBI's taxonomy places the organism in Eukaryota, Metazoa, Chordata, Mammalia, Rodentia, Cricetidae. Gene Ontology annotation, biological process: brain development. The record is from RefSeq and is a predicted model, not a curated record. Gene Ontology annotation, molecular function: protein binding.